GUACAAAGCCGCACACAGAAAACACAGAACACACCCGCUAGUCAGCAACUAGGUCUUUUCCGUGCAGCUCAGUCGACACUAGUGUCUUUACGCAAUUUCUAGUGACGUCGGUUAUCAGUCAACGCUAUCAAAGAGGCCCUUAAACCUGGGAUCCUGUGGCCAUCACUCAUUGCUCUCUUCGCGUGACCUAUCACCACCGCCUCACUCAAGACCGCCCACACCAUGACACUGCCGCACACGCCGCCGCCCGGCUCCGCGGCCCCCCACGCCGCCACCUCCGCGCCCACCCCUGUGGCCGCCCCCACCACCUCCUACUGGCUCAAGAACUUCACACCCGCCGCAGCCCCCCGGCACGCCCCGCCCCGCCCGCCCGCCCCCGCUCGGCAGCCGGCCGCCGCCCCCGCGCAGCUGCCCGCCGCAGCCGACGUGGUGAUCAUUGGCGGCGGCAUUGCGGGCGUCAGCACCGCCUACCACCUGCGUAAGAGCCGGCCCGAGCUGCAGGUUGUGUUGCUGGAGGCGAGGCAGCUGAGUCACGGCGCCACGGGGCGCAACGGCGGACUGCUGUGGCCGGCCCUCAACGCGCCGUGGCUCAAGACCGCCGCCCGCUACGGCCCCGCCGAGGUGCAGCGCAUGAUGGCGUUCGAGCUGCAGUGCCUGCGCGAGGUCACCGACUUCAUCAGGCACAACAAGCUGGAGGAGGAGGUGCGUUACUCGCCCUUCGCGGACGGCGCCUACUACGUGUACGACACGCCCGGCGAGAUGGAGGCGGAGCUAGCGGAGCUGGGGCUCAUGCAGCAGUUCGGCAUCCACACCGACGUGCAGCCCCUCAGCCGCGCCCAGACCCGCGCCCUACUGCGCACUGACGCCUACGCCGGCGCGGUGCGGCAGCCGGGUGUGGCGCGUGUGUGGGCGGCGCGGCUGGUGGCGGCGCUUGCGCGGAUGGCGGCGGAGGCGGGGCCAGCGGCGGGUCUCACCAUCGCUGAGGGCGUGCGUGUGUCGGGUGUGGCGCCGCUGGCUGAGGGCGAGGCGCUGCCGGCCCUGGACGAGGUGUGCGCCUGGAUGGACCAGGAGGAGGGGGAGGGGGCGGCAGGGGCGGGCAGCAGCAGCAGCUCCAACAACAUCGUGCCCAUGGGGCGGGCAGGCGGCGGCGGCGGCGGUAAGCCCUCGCCUGCGGCUCUGUCGGCCUCGCUGUGCUCUGAGGCCCUGGACCCCAGUGCCACGCCCCUGCUCAAGGUGAGCACCGCCUGCGGCUCCAGCGUGUUGGCGCGGCGUGUGCUGCACUGCACCAACGCCUACGGCUCCGCGCUGCUGCCGGAGCUGAGGGGGGCGCUGGUGCCGGUGCGCAACCACGUGGCGGCCACCCAGCCGCCCUCCGCGGGCGGUCCCGACCUGCCGCUGGACGCCGCCUUCUACGCCCGGGGCGGGUUCGUGUACUGGUCCAAGCGCGAGGACGGGCGUGUGGUGCUGGGCGGCUUCCGCGACGUGGCGCCCGGGCUGGAGUGGGGCGUGUGGGACGACGGCGCGCUGGACCCCCAGGUGUCGGCAGCGCUGCACGCCUACCUGCCGCAGCACUUCCCGGACGCCUUCAAGGGCGCGGCGGCGGCGGCGGGUGGUGGCGGCGGCGGUGGGUCGCGGCUGGCCACGGAGGCGGAGUGGAGCGGCAUCCUGGGCUUCACACAGGACCGCUUCCCAUUCGUGGGGCCGGUGCCGGGCCGCCGCGGCCAGUUCCUGGCUGCCGGCUUCAGCGGCCACGGCAUGACCCGCACCUUCACGUGCGGCCGCAUCCUGGCGGACAUGGUGGCCGGCACCAGCCCGCCCGACCCCGCCUUCCCAGCUACCUGGCUGCCCUCCACCGCCCGACUGGGGGCGGCCACACCCGAGGUGCCCGGACCCGAGAUGGCGGCGGGGGCCAUAUACGCGGUCUAGGACCUGGCGGGGCACAGAUGGAGCCGUGGAGGUCAGCAGGUGGAGAGCCGUGGAGGUGGCUGUCAGACGUGGAGGCUGACGGAGGUGGCUGCCGGCAGCAAGGGGCGUGGGCUCGUGGCCAUAACCUUGUAGUGGACUUGGGUCUACUGUAUGGGAGGGUCGGAAACUCAGGGUGCGACUUAACAACCCUUGUAUCGUAUGAAGUUUCCUUCUUUGUAGCAGCCGUCGUUGUAGGGGGGUAGCACCUUCCGUGCGUGACUGGCGGUGACCGCACGGCGGCGGUGGGACUCCUGCCUUGUAUGGUUGCACGCUGGAUGUACGGUAUGUACCAAAACGAGCGAUUGAUGUCACUUUGACGCGGCGCGCUAUGGGCGCUAGCCGGUGUGUACACGUUCACAGCUUUGGACCAAGUGGGAGGGCUGCCCGCAGGGCGUACGUGACAACUUGUGUGUGUGGGGGGUGGGGGGUGGCGUGCAGUGCGUGUUGCACUGAUGGAUUGGUAGUGGUGUAGGACUGUAGGCUGGUGCGAGGUGCAGGACGCAGCACGGAAUGUACGGUAUCUGCGGUGCGUGGACUGGCGAUGCAGGGUGUUACGUGUGUAACGUGUGUGGGUGCUGAUGUUAUUGUGGAUAGAUGGAUGGCAGGCCGUGGCCAGCAGUGUGUGUGUGAUGGGACAGGGUUCAAGGCAGGUUGGCGAGGUCCCGUAGGGUGCAGCCGAUGCCCAGACCCGUAAGCAGACAGCAAACAGUUUGCAGUGGCAGAGCAGAAGUGCAUGGCUGGUCGAACGCCGGCGUUACUGUACCGACAGCAGUGUGUGUGUGUGUGGGGGGGGUGCAGGCAACCAGGCGUGUGUUUGGGGAGGGGGGGGUGGGGAUGGCUGCGCGGACUGGUGUUGCGGCCGUGGAUGGACGGGCAAGGCGCCCCAGCACGAGUACCAAUUGCAGUCAGGCCCCAAGGUAUCGAAGCGAGGGUGCAGCGUGGGCGGGCGCGGAGUCCGACUGUCGACUGGCGGGUCUCGGACGGAGGCGCCGUCGUGCGCAGUGGUCUCAUCCAGUGAAGACUGCCUCAGUUGAUUGUUGUGUAUAAGAUACCCUCAUCUGACGGUACUGGUAACAACAAUU
This is a messenger RNA of Chlamydomonas reinhardtii, 3047 nucleotides long. RefSeq lists its product as uncharacterized. Bases 223 to 1926 code for a protein of 567 amino acids. NCBI's taxonomy places the organism in Eukaryota, Viridiplantae, Chlorophyta, Chlorophyceae, Chlamydomonadales, Chlamydomonadaceae. Gene Ontology annotation, molecular function: oxidoreductase activity. The record is from RefSeq and is a predicted model, not a curated record. The transcript has 11 exons. Gene Ontology annotation, cellular component: cytoplasm.